Messenger RNA from Perognathus longimembris pacificus (Pacific pocket mouse), 988 nucleotides. RefSeq names its product inhibitor of DNA binding 1, HLH protein (gene Id1). Gene Ontology annotation, cellular component: nucleus; cytoplasm. NCBI's taxonomy places the organism in Eukaryota, Metazoa, Chordata, Mammalia, Rodentia, Heteromyidae. Gene Ontology annotation, molecular function: protein dimerization activity; transcription regulator activity. Gene Ontology annotation, biological process: negative regulation of transcription by RNA polymerase II; cell differentiation; circadian regulation of gene expression. The record is from RefSeq and is a predicted model, not a curated record. The coding region runs from base 120 to 584 and encodes 154 amino acids. The transcript is spliced from 2 exons.
UCGGUUCUCGCAUUGAACCGCUGUCUUCGUAGCUCUCCGCUCUCUCUUGGCUCGCGCGUCCGGUCGGCCGCCACCUCCGUCUUCCCAGCUUGUUCUCCCGUUGCACGGUCUCCAGGAUCAUGAAGGUCGCCAGUGGCAGCGCCGCGUCCGCCGCGGGCCCCAGCUGCGCGCUGAAGGCCGGCAAGACGGCGGGCGGCGCGGGCGAGGUGGUGCGGUGCCUGUCGGAGCAGAGCGUGGCCAUCUCGCGGUGCGCGGGGGGCGCCGGGGCGCGCCUGCCCGCCCUGCUGGACGAGCAGCAGGUCAACGUGCUGCUCUACGACAUGAACGGCUGCUAUUCGCGCCUCAAGGAGCUGGUGCCCACCCUGCCCCAGAACCGCAAAGUGAGCAAAGUCGAGAUCCUCCAGCACGUCAUCGACUACAUCAGGGACCUACAGCUGGAGCUCAACUCCGAAUCCGAAGUCGGGAACCCCGGGGGCCGGGGGCUCCCUGUUCGCGCUCCGCUCACUACCCUCAAUGGCGAGAUCGGUGCCCUGGCGGCUGAGGCGGCGUGUGUUCCGGCGGACGAUCGCAUCUUGUGUCGCUAAAGCGCUGCUCUCUGGGACAGUUGGACCCCAGCCCUCCAGGAGGCAAGAGGAAUAUGUGCUCUCCGUCCUCCCUAAACGCUGCGCCCGGAGUCGGGGUGGCCAUUGCCCUUGCCGGAUUCGGGCCCAGAGCUGGGGAAAACAGACGACGAGGGCAGGCCGAAUGCCUCUUCUCACUUACCAUCUCUCAGAGACUUGGGGGGGGGGGCAUGCCUCUCCCCCUCCGUGUGUUUCUAUUUUUUGAAAAGCAUUUUGAAAAAUGGUCACGUUUGGUGCUUCUCAGAUUUCUGAGGAAAUUGCUUUGUAUUGUAUAUUACAAUGAUCAUGGACUGAGCAUAUUGUUUUACAAUAGUUCUGUGGGGGGGGUGGCUUUUUUUGUUGUUAUUAAACAAAUACUUUAGUGGAAA